UGGUUUUAAUCAAGACAAGCUAGGCAAGAAUUGAAAAUUCUAGUUCUUCCUUUCAUGUCGAACUUCCUCUUCCUUCUUCUACUGUGUGUCUCCUCUGUCUUCUUGUUACUUUCCCAAAUCCAAGCGGCCACUCUGCCCUCUGAUAUCAACGCAUUGAAAGCAUUCAAGGCCUCAAUUAAUCCCAAUUCCAUCCCUUCCUGGUCAUGUCUCGGUUCCUGGAACUUCUCCUUCGAUCCUUGCUCUCUCCCUCACCGCUCCUACUUCGUCUGCGGCAUUUCUUGCAGCCCCGAUUCCACCCGAGUUACCUCUCUCGUCGUGGACCCUGUCGGUUACUCUGGCACCCUUACCCCUCUCCUUUCCCAGCUCACCCAACUAACCCAACUCGAACUCUCCGACAAUUCCUUCUAUGGCACAAUCCCUUCCUCCAUCUUCUCCCUCACUAGCCUCGAGAUCCUGUCUUUGAGAUCCAAUUACUUCUCCGGUAACAUCCCUCCUUCCUUGACCAAUCUCACAUCUCUCCAGUCCCUGGACAUUUCCAACAAUGCCUUCACGGGAACACUCCCUGUAACCCUGAGCUCCCUCUCCAGCUUGACGUCAAUGGACCUCAGCUUCAAUAAGCUAACUGGUUCUCUACCCAAACUUCCCCCAAACCUGGUGCAGCUGGCUCUCAAGGCCAAUUCCUUAUCCGGGUCACUCUCACAAUCCUCGUUCGAAGGGUUAACCCAGCUGGAGGUGGUAGAACUCAGUGCCAACAGGUUGACCGGAGAUGUGCAAGGUUGGUUCUUCCUCCUACCGUCUCUGCAACAGGUCGAUCUGGCCAACAACAGCUUCACGAGUGUUGAGAUCUGGAAGCCAGGGAACGCGAAUAACAGCGAGCUAGUGGCAGUCGAUUUGGGGUUUAAUAAGCUUGAAGGAUACUUGCCCAUAAAUUUGGCGAGCUUUCCAAAGCUAUCGGCGGUUACGCUGAGGUAUAAUAGGUUCCGUGGUCCAAUUCCCUGGGAUUACUACAAGAAGGUGAGGGAUCAGAACCUAAGAAGACUGUUCCUGGACGGUAAUUUCUUGAAUGGGAAGCCACCAGCAGGGUUUUUUGUUGCAGGUGGGUCUGGGUCGUCGGUGGUGGGAAGCUUCGGGGAUAACUGCCUUGCAAGUUGUCCUGCUUCGUCUCAACUCUGCUUGCCUUCGCAGAAACCAACCUCUAUGUGCCGGCAAGUGUACGGUCACAAGCCCAGCCUUUAGUUUAGCUGACUACUUCAGUAAUCGACCAGUGGGUUAUUAUCUAAUUACUACUGCUUCAAUUAAGAUUGUAUAAUGAUUAAUAAAUAGAUUAGUAAUUAAUAUGAUUAU
Telopea speciosissima is the source of this 1344-nucleotide messenger RNA. Its product is annotated as probable inactive leucine-rich repeat receptor kinase XIAO. The transcript has a single exon. Bases 55 to 1236 code for a protein of 393 amino acids. Gene Ontology annotation, molecular function: protein binding. The record is from RefSeq and is a predicted model, not a curated record. NCBI's taxonomy places the organism in Eukaryota, Viridiplantae, Streptophyta, Magnoliopsida, Proteales, Proteaceae.